AUGAUAAUCCGGGAAGCUAUAUUGAUAUUUUUAAAUCUUGCCGCCCUAACUCUAGCCAACGAGGCUUUUUCGCCUUGCAACGGAAAAUCGCAACUGGGUGGUGUUUGUGACGUGAGCGCCGACUGCGAACACAAGGGCUCGGUAUGCUUGCGCGGACGGUGUAGAUGUCACCCUCACUACAACGAGCAGCUUGACGAGAAGGGAAGGAAUCCGCGAUGCAUGCCAUUGCCCUCCAAAAUCGGAGCCGCCUGCACGUCAAAGUGUCGCGAGCCGCUGUUUUGCCGGAAUGGUGAAUGCCAUUGCGUUCAACGGGGUGCCACGUUGAUUCAGGGGACCGAGUGUACAACAACGUCUCGCGUUGGCGAUCGGUGUACGCGGCAUUACGACUGUACGGCCCCGUUUUCGGCAUGCCUAAACUCGACCUGCGUUUGUAUCACUGGCACGAAACAGCAAGGCUCUCGUUGUGUCGCCGCCGCGAAUUGCCCAUUAGGAGGAUUACCUGGGCAGAGUUGCGUUCGAAAAACCAGCCCCCAGAUGGUCUACAACGUUCCGCCCGAUCAGGAUAACUGUCCACCCGGCCAGGCUUGUAUCACGCCCGCCGACUCGCCGCUCGGUCAUUGUUGCCCCGUGUCAUGUCCGUUGUCUUCACAUGCUGACACGCAUUACAGCUGCGACCCACUGGCUUCCACAAGCGAACGCUGCCCAAGCGAUACCCAUUUUUGCCACAUGAUGUCGGACGGCGGCUUCUCGUUCGCUAUCUGUUGUCGUCGGCCGUGCCACGCGAUGGCCCCGAAUGCCCUGUUCGCCAACAACGCGUGCAUCCCGCGCUCGCAGCUCAACGGCGCGUGCUUCUCGGACUCGCAGUGUGGCGGCGGCGAGGGAAUGCACUGUGUACAGAGCUCGAAGAGACGGUAUACCCGCUCCUCGCCGCCUCAUAAUGUGCACCGUGGCUAUGGCCGGUCGAGGGACGGGCAUCAUCACCGUAGACGCCAACGUGUCGCCCCAAUGCACGGUCAAUGCGAAUGCCUGAACGGCUUCCACCCGUCGGUCGACGCCUUGACGCAUCCGCUGAAGAAUCCGUCGAAUGGUUGCACCAGGGAUUGUACUAGUGAGGGGUUGAGCCGGGAUACGAGUUGUAUGAAGACCUCCUCCCUGGGUGGUCAAUGCUUCAUCCAGCAGCAGUGUCCGGCCAGCUCGGGCUGUUAUAGGGGACGCUGUCUUUGCAGGCGAGUGAAGCAUUUUGCGACCAUUCUGAAUAUUCUAGCGAGGCGAAAAUCAAAUUUGAGACGAUGCGGUUUCGAGCAGGUCGGCUCCAAAUGUAUCCCUCUACCACCCCCAUCCACGACGACCGCCGCGCCAAGCAUCAACAUCGUCCCCGGUCUGCCGAAGGGCAACGAGCUGCUGUCGCUGUUCGGCGAGCUGUUCGGCGGCGGUGGCGGCGGGGGCGGCCAGUCCGCCGGCGGUCGAUCCCCCAUUUCUUCAUUCCUAAGGCCAAAU
This is a messenger RNA of Mesorhabditis spiculigera, 1497 nucleotides long. The record is from the annotation of a GenBank genome assembly. Lineage: Eukaryota; Metazoa; Nematoda; Chromadorea; Rhabditida; Rhabditidae.